CCGAGGCUGGAGGAAUGACGCUGGGAUAGAGAGCUGAGAAUUACAUUUUUUUUUUAAAAGGAGACUAUUCUGUCCGAGCAUCCGUUAUGGAGAAAUAUUGGUAUUCAUGGAAAGUGCAAGACCCCUAAGAGUCAGAGGGCUUCAGGCUUCAGCAGAGAAACCAGAAGAGUUCUCAGAAUCCAGAGAGAGCGGGGACAACAUGAGGCUACCUAAACGCUUGGGAGCACACAGACGUGUGUUAGUAUGUGGUGGCAUUUUAGGUUUUCUGGUGCUGGCCAUGGUUUCUCUGGCGCAGUUAGGGGCAGAGAAAAGCUCACCCGUGGAGUGGCAUGUGGACGCCGAACAUAAAAAGCGAGUGCAUGAACAUGUACGCAGAGUUCUGACGGGUCAGUGUCAUCCAGGCAGCACCAGGCAGAGUCUGAUGGCUCGACUCCCCACCUCAAGUCACCUGACUCAGCCUUUCCUAUGGAGGGACGUGCCACUUACUGAGGACCUCUUUCAGUACCCGCCCCCCUUUGGCUUCAAAGGUCUGCAGGGCAAAGUAGAGAACCUGCUCAAGCAGCUGCCGGACUCUGCAGCCCAAAUGGAAAAAUCAAAAGAAUGUCGACGCUGUGUGGUGAUGGGAAAUGGAGGCAUUCUCAAAGGCCUGGAGCUGGGCCAGCUGAUCGACAAAUUUGACAUCAUCAUAAGGUUAAACAGCGGUCCUCUGGGAGAGUUCAGUGUUGAUGUUGGGAACCGGACCAGCAUCAGGAUGAGUUACCCAGAGGGAACGCCGCUCCAAUGGGUUGACACAGACUCACAGACUCUGUUCGUAGCCGUGGUGCAUAAAGGCGGAGACAUCAGCUGGACGUCAGCGAUGAUCAACAAGCACAACACUGUGCCUCUGUGGGAUAGGCUGUUCUUCUGGCAGAAGGUUCCCGAUCAAAUUCCUCUCGAGCCUGAAAGAUUCAGACUCCUCAAUCCGCACGUCAUUAGAGAGACGGCACUGGACCUGCUGAAAUACCUUCCACCAACACAACGACUGCUGGGCUGGGACAAGAAUGUGCCGACCCUGGGCGUCUCCGCACUGAAUCUCGCCAGUCUGCUGUGCGACGAGGUCAGCCUGGCAGGCUUCGGCUACAACCUCUCCCAGCAGGGGGCGCCUCUGCACUACUACGACCACCUGACCAUGAGCGCCAUGUGGCGUCAGAAAAUGCACGACGUGGACAGAGAGACCCAGCUCCUGCAAAACCUUGUCAAAGACGGAACCAUCAGUGACCUGACUGGAGGGAUUCACUGCUCCUUCUGCCACAGCUGACCUCCACACAACUCCACAUUUAUCCAUAAAGCACUUCCUUUUUCUUUGCUUUACAGUGCUGCCUAAGGACUGAACAGAUGCUGCACACAAAAUAUGAUGUUAAACAUGCUUUCUGAGAGCAAAGGGCUACCAGCAUGUGAUAUAAAAAGAUGGCAGAAAGAAACUUGAAGCAAAGACUUAAAAAAAAGUAAUAUUUUUAAUACUUGCCACAAAGUGCUUCUUUGCAGGACACAAAAGCAGAACGCAAACCUUGUAGUCUCUCAGUAUUGAAGUCGUCCUGUUAUCACAGAAGUUACAUCCACAUCACCUGUAGACUCUGCAACCAACCAAUGAAAUGCUUUUCUCAUUCCUCUAUUGCCGCGUCCAUCUGGAAAAUCUCAUCUUGAAUUAUUGUAAUCCAUAUAAGGACUACAGACAUGUUUUACUCCAGAUAGCCAUCAUGUUGCAGCUAUUUCAAACAUCAACAAGAAGUCUGGACCCCAAACAGCAACUUGGCUGCUUCGGUUUCUAGUACAGUGUCGUCUCACUGGAUAUAAACUGACAAGCUAAAGGACAGAGCCUUCGAUCAACAUGCGUCAAAAUGCAUUUUUCAAGAAUACUAUUUAUUUAUUUAUUCUUAACACUGGAACAAAUAGAUUUGUACGGAAAGUUCGAGAUGCCUUGUGAGACGGUUUUGGAGCAAGCUUCAAAAUAUGUGAAGCGUAUUAAAGUAUAAUUCUAUGUAUAAAA
Messenger RNA from Scomber scombrus (Atlantic mackerel), 2026 nucleotides. It is a transcript of the gene st3gal5, whose product is annotated as ST3 beta-galactoside alpha-2,3-sialyltransferase 5. The record is from RefSeq and is a predicted model, not a curated record. Gene Ontology annotation, molecular function: lactosylceramide alpha-2,3-sialyltransferase activity. Lineage: Eukaryota; Metazoa; Chordata; Actinopteri; Scombriformes; Scombridae. The transcript is spliced from 8 exons. The coding region runs from base 107 to 1297 and encodes 396 amino acids.